UGAAGUGCGGUCAUGCGCAGUUGUCGGCCAGCGAAGAUGUCAGGCAUCUCCCCAACUCCAUCGCGAUUGGAAAGAUAAUCGGUUGGCCUUGGCACUUGUCUUAUUGAGCUAGUGGUUUGUUUUUGUUUUGAGGUGCUGAUUUGUUCAGGCAGUUGUCCUUCAGCUUCCCAUCCUCUACCUCUGCCCCAGAAGCCUCAGCGGCCCCUCGUUCCCGCAAGAUGGCGGAGAGGCGGAGGAGCCGCGAAGUUUCUGGAAGCUCCGAGCCGAGCGAAGCGGACGGCACCUCGGAGAGCAAAGGGGUGAACGCUUUCGCCAACGAUGGCAGCUUCAUGGCGCUCUUCAAGAAGAAGAUGGAAGAGGAGAAGCUGAGGAGUGAAGGGGGAGCCGUGCCGAGCGGCGGGGACAUAGACAAUGGAGGCAAGAGGAGUGUGGCCGCUGGCCAGGAGCAAAGUGCUGAGGCCCAGAGCGACAGGAAGAAAAGCGUGCUGAAUAUUGUGGGAAAGCGGCGAGGUGGGGCAAAGCUAGCCCUCAAGACGGGAAUGGUAGCCAAGAAACACAAGACCGAAGAAGAGGCUGAAGCACGAGGCGGGGAUGCGUGGGCCAAAUACAUGGCAGAAGUGAAGAAAUACAAAGCACAUCAGUGCAGCGAUGAUGACAAAACUCGGCCUCUUGUUAAAUAGCCAGAUUUUCAAGCUCAUGCAGCCAAGAACUGUAUUAUAUUUUACAACCGUUAAGAUCAAGUCCUCCACUCAACGCCCUCACUGUACAGCCAAUAUGAGUUUUUUCUUUUGACUGCCUGGAAUAUGUAUUUAUUUGGAUUUGUGGUUUGAAAAAAACACUUGCAAACAAAAAUCCAACACAAUGUUUAAUUUUCAACAUUGAAAUCCUGUCCGCUUUCAAAGUGUGAUUGGUAGUGUACAGUUUCCAUAUUGUUAUCUCUUGCCCUGUUUCAAUAUAGAACAUAGUUUCCAGACACUUUUAAUCUUUUAUUUUUAUAAAAUGCGCGAUAAAGCUCCAGUUGUCAGUUUAAAACAAAACGACCAUGCAUAUUUACUCAUGUGCCUGCAGUUAUUAAUUGCAAAACUGUAGCAAGUUUUUGAAACUUGUACACAGUAUUGUACAUCUUACUGGCCUCUGUUGCCAAGCCAGCUGAAAAUGUGGGGCUGAUUUGAUCACUGACUGGUCAGACACAUCUGUGUUGGAAGGAGCCCAUUGCCUGACUGGUGCUGGUGAGGCAUUUACAUUUUUAAUCAGAAUUAUUACAUUACUAGCAUCAAGAGCUGAACUGUAAGUGGCAGUAUUAGGACUUGUUUCUCAUGAUCUGUUGGCUACAGCAUUUGCACUGCUGAAGACCAGUGCUUUCCUGUGUUUCUUCCUGAGAAUUAGUCUAUCCAGAGGACAUAAGUUGUAAUUGUGACCACUGCUGUGCCUGAAGUGAGCAUUUGGACAGUCAAUGUGUGGGACUCCCCCUAAAGAACAUAAAGUUGGAAUGUAAACAGUCAGCUAAAGUGAGCACAGAAAAUGGGAUGGGAUGAAAAAAUGUUUAAGUUCACAAAACUACCUCAGAAGUAUCAGUGAAACAUUAUUAUAAAGCUCUCGUUACGACCUACUCGGCUGAGUUUUCACUUUGUUCGUACUGUUUAUUUUUCAGCAGUGUUAGUGAGAUGUUGCUUCUUGUCUGCUGUUUGAAUUUCCCUUUUCUAUUCGUGAGCAGUGAAGAGAGCAUUUCUUCCUCCAUGAAGGAGGUUGGAUUGGAAAAGCAGAAGAUUUGAUAAAGUAGAACCUGUGGACCACAGUGGUUGCUGCCUCCUAACAAUAGCAGGAGCAGAAUUAGAAGCUCAAUGCAACUUGCAUCUUACAAGUUACAAAAAGAUCUCCUUCAGGUCCCUGUCUUUAGAGUAAUGCGGAUCUCUGACUUGGGCUGAAGUGGAGACCUGUGCCGGAUUGCCAUAGGACUCUUACUGCAAACUUCUGAUUUUUAUAGGACUUACCUGUAAUAUCAAUGAUACUUCUAGAUAUGGAAUGAAACGGAAGUUAAAUGGGGCAAAAAAUAGAUGAGGUGAAGUAGAACUAGAAUCAUAGAAUAUUUGAUGACAUAGCCUUUAACAAAUUAGUAAUUUGAUAUUUAAGUUUCCCUUUAAAUUAUGCCUCUUGCUCCUCAGUCUUUUUGGAUGUGCCUUUUGUUACUUGCAGAUUUUCACCACCCUUUAUGGCCAAUUGUUAAGGAAUGAGAGAGAUUCCCAGGCACAUUGUAACCCAACUUGAUAUUUUCCUGCACUUAGGCUCAUCUUGUCUUAUUGGAAUGUCUUGUAUUAUGGAGCAAGGGUGACAAUAACUGACUUGGAGAUUGAGCUGUCAUUCAUCUUUUCUGUGCAAUGUACUGCUAGUUUAAAUAUCUGACAUUAGAAGCAAAGGUUCCUUGAUGACUUGGAUGGGGAGUCAGCUGCCUGAGCCAGAAGGUUUAUUGGAACUUUGCUGUGUUAGCUUUUUUCAGGUGUAUUGGUGAGUAUGUGGAGCUGGGAAGUCAAAACGUUCAUCUUGGGGGGAGGCGGUGGGGGGGCGUCCUGCUUCUGAUCACUAUCUUAGUUGUCUGCAGUGAAAGAAUGUUAGCAACACUUUUCAUCAUCAAGUAGCCAGAAAGCUGUGCAUGCUUACAUGAAACAUGGAUGAUACAUUGGAGUCUUGCUAGUGUUUAUAGAAAGUGCCACUUUCUGGAGGUAGGUCAAACAGGUAAACACUGGCACUUCUGUUUGAAGGAUUUUGAAAUUUCUAUUUUUCGGACUUACUUGAACUAUAGGGACCAAGAUGCACUUACAAUGAAAUUAAACCAUAGUCAUUCACCCUGUACUUAGUUCAGCAAUGAAGAACUGAGCCAUAUCAGCAAUCCUAUGGCUUUGCUGAGUUAGCUCAUCCUGGCCAGGAUAGAGUUGCCCUUCAGUUCUUCCUGAGUUGCAGAGAAUGAAAUCUGGCACAGUUCCCAUUUGUUACAUGUGUGGAGGUUGCAAUUUAACUGAUGCUCUGCUAGUUGAAUGGCCUGCUACUGCUAUCAGGCUGAUUUUUAUGAAUAGUAAUUUGGGCUAAUUACCAGAGAAUGCCAAACCCAGUGGAACCGUAACCAGUCUUGAGCCUCAGACAUAACUUGGUGAGGCACUUUCACUGCUGAGUUAGGUUGUAGGUCAAAGCCUCACUCCGCAGAUUUGAGUGAAUGGAACUGUAUAAAGUUACUUGACAGUUUUGAUUGAGAAACUGCUGCAUUGUCAGAGAUGCUGUCUUUUGGAUGAGAUUAAAUCAAGGCCCUGUUGUCUAGCGUGACCAAUUUUUGAAAAGAAGGCAAAGGAGCUAUGAUGUUUUGACUAAGUUUCACCUAAACUAGUGAAGAUACUGAUUAUUUGGUCAUUUACCUUGCUUAGAGGGACCUUGUGGUUUGCAAAUUGGCUGUGAAUUAAUUUAGGACAAACUGAGCUCAAAAUCCAUUGGUAAACUUGUGUGGGAGCAGAAAAAUAGUUCUUUUCAAAUCAGUUUUUGGGCAAGGGGAUUGAAUCUUAACUUCCAAAUUAUGUGUAAAGAUCUGUGAUUAAUGGAAUCAUUAAGGAGUUCUGGAAGUUCAUUUGCAAUUAAACAGUCAUGGGUUACUCAGUUGAAUAAUAUUGGUCGUGCCAGACAUUGAGGAUGGAACAGUUUUCCAUAGUUCCAUAUGUGAAGGGCAUUUCAGUCCAGUAGAACUGAGAACCAAUUCUCAAUCUCUACACUUCUAAAUGUGCGACUUCUUAGCUAUGGUGAGUAACAGACAUAAAAUAUGUCAUGGAAACAUCAGCCAUGAAAUAAGUACAAACCUUCUUUCAUCCAGAAUCAGUGCAAUUUUACCCAGGUGAAAUCUAAGCCAGCUAGUGCUUGUUGAAGACUUCACCAUGCAAUUCAUACUCCAUGAUCUAAACUGAUGACUAAUUUGGAUUUUGUUAUAACUUGGGAUUUCAUUUGGUAACAAUAUUCCAGUGAUAGAUAAUUAAAGGUCAGUUUUCACUUCCUUGAAAAACAUAGGUAUAAAUGUGGUUCUUUUCUCCUGCACCCCCACCCCCAUAAAAUACUUUUGAAUCUUUCCCCAUUACUGACCAGUUUCUCGAAUGUAAUGCAGCAACUUAGCUCACUAUGACUGGCAACUUCUCAAUUCACUAUGUAUGGCCAUAAAAUGUCUUUGGCAAUUUUUUGUUUCUGGUUUGGGGCGGUGGAAAUACUAGAGGUGGGGUGGAGAAAGAGCAUAUUCUAAGCCACUAAUUUGGUUUGACCAGAAGGUAAAAGAAAACCACAGUACCUGGUUCAUUAGCUUGACUUGAUUUUGUUUUUCUUUAAACUGAUGUUGAAGCAUUUGCUUUCUAAAAUCCAAUACUAGCCUAAGAUAUAUAAAGCAAGUUAAUGGUGGUUGUGUCUGAUGACCUUUUGGUGUACAUGUCUAAUAUUUAAUGUAUUGCUGACACUUCAGUGCCAUGCUGUGUUUUGCAUGCAAACUAGCCUUUCAAAAUAAAAAGAAAAGCCAGUCUCCUCACACUGGAUUCUUCUGCCUGAAAAUCUGAAUUCACAAGCAUUUUCCAAUUUGCAAUGUCCCCUCACCAGUGAACAAACUUUGACUCGUAGAUAUUUGCUUAACCAUGAAUUGUCACUUUGGAUCUGUGGUACACCUGCAUUUAACAUGAAUUCAUUUUGGAUCAGACAAACUGAUUAGUGCUGAUAUUUCUCGUAGUUUUCGUAUAAAGCAAUGUCUUUUGUGUGGCAGAACGGAUAAGGAAGUGAUGGAAGAAUUUGACUUCUUUCUUCCCAACCAAAUGUGGCAAAUUGAACACGGCAGCUGAUUGUUCAUUGAUUCUUGCUCGUUAGUUGAAGUUUGGCAAGUCUUUAGAUGUUAAGCAAAACAGCUACCAACUGAGGGCAGUUUUUUUUAAAAAAAAGGAAACUAUUCACUUUAGUAUCAGCUGCUGUCAACACCGCUCCAAUUUGCAGCAAGAAUUUGCUGGGAUGGGUAUCAUCAAUAGAAUUUCCUCCUGAACAGACUAGCGUUGAAAUACUAUAAAGCUGGAAACAGCACUGUUGGGAGACCUAUAUUCUGUACAGCUCGUUUGAAAAGCCCAACAGCAGUGGAUGAGUUCAGUCAUAUCUAGCCCCUGUUCCAGUCCUUGCCUUUUUCUGCUGUGACCCUAUUUUGAGGUUUAGAAGCUUUCACAACUUCUGAGUGUGAGGGUCUACAAGAGCGGGAACACGGUUGUGCUAAUUACAUCAGAUCUGUAUGGCGUCAUUGUUGCCUCAAAGUUUGAGAAGCUAAAAUUUCAGCUGUGCCCUCUGUCAGUCCUGUCUCCGUGCCUUUAUUUGGGGGCAGGGGAGGCUCUGCCUUUAUACCCUUUUUUAAAAAAUGUUGACCUUUUUGACAAUCCAGAAUCCACCCAACUUGUCUCCACUGUUGUGUAAGGAAGGUAAUUGCUCAGGUCAAGGACAUAGAGAGGAAAAUAACCACAUGAUUAUGGCCUCUACCAUUCACUGUUUGUUCUUCAAGUGACGGGAGUCAGAUCCAGCAAUGGUACAGCUCAGCAGUUCAUAUUAACUAAUCAUUUUUGUUGAACUACUGUGUAUUGCUACAGUGAUUUUUAAAAAAUCUAUAACUGUGUAGUAAUCAAAAACUGAAUGGAAGGCAAGAACUCGACCACAUUGAGGUUAACGAACUUAAACUGCUUAUUUCCACUUGCCACCGUUACAUUGUACACUCCACAGCCGCUAUUUAAUCAUUCUUCAGGUACUGAACAUAAAUCAGGUUUCUUUUUGCUGAUCAUUGAAUAAAGUAUUGUAAAGAGUU
Molecule: messenger RNA, 5836 nt
Organism: Stegostoma tigrinum
Lineage: Eukaryota; Metazoa; Chordata; Chondrichthyes; Orectolobiformes; Stegostomatidae
Gene: trir
Product: telomerase RNA component interacting RNase
Exons: 3
Coding region: 219-680 (153 amino acids)
Molecular function (GO): 3'-5' exonuclease activity; 5'-3' exonuclease activity
Source: RefSeq, a predicted model, not a curated record